AUUUGGCGCCAAAUAAGUGAUUGUUUAUUGAUUUCGUGAAUAAAUGCAAAAAUGUUGGACAAGAAGACAAUCGGUUCCCAAGACUUCUACGGCUCGCAAACGCCACACAAGAAGAGACAGCGAAGCGGAGGACAAGCGGUGAUCGACGAGAACCACAACCCUUUGAAACGACACAACAAUGCGAACCACAAACACAAAAAGGGGACACAAAAUGACUCCGACUUGGGAUCCGCUCAAAAGAUGUAUUCAUUUCCAUCGCAUUGUCUUAUUUCACACAAAGAGAUGAAUCACAUGAACAACGGUUUCUCCAGAAAGUUUCGAAACGAUUGCCGAAAUCCGAAACGACUGAAUGGCGGCAAUAGUCGUGUCGAAAGACAUGACACUCUUGUCAGCGAAAGACACGAAUCGAUGCGAAUGGAUAUGAAGACAUUGAUGGCCAACAGUUGUCAAGACAACAGCCUUAAGACUCCUCAGACUAAGAGUCCUGAGAUUACACACAAUCAAAAGAUUACACAUUAUUUCCAAAAGUCGGUAAACAAUGAAUCGUUGAUUCCUUUGAGUGAAGAGAAGACGAGUGAAAGAAAUGACGUUAUAUUCGACGACUGGUGGGUCGACGACGACGUGCCCAACAGUGACGUGAUUGAAGUGUUUGACGCCAACUGUCCGUUUGGACUCAAGAAUCUGGGAAACACUUGUUAUAUGAAUUCAGUUCUUCAGUGUUUGUUUGCCUUAAGGUUUUUCAUCAACGAUUUGGAGACGAGUUUCGAACAAAUGAAUCCGAAAUCCGAUUUCUCAAUGACUGAAAGCCUUUUAAAUCUUUACAAUCAAUACAACUCUUUGCGAACAAAUGAAGACAAUUGGAGCGGCGAAGACCUGGAGACCAGUUUGUGGCGAUUGAAGGACUGUGUCGGCCAGAAGUCGAGUCUAUUCCAGACGAGCGGCCAACAGGACGCCGCAGAGUUCUUCACACAUGUCAUCGACACCAUUGCCGAAGAGUUUGAAACCUCUUGUAAUAAGAACCUGAUUUGGGAUCACUUUGGAUAUGAGAUGACGCGUUCUCUUGAGUGCAAAACGUGUGGCAAUGAAACCAAAAUAGAUAACGAAAAGUUUCACGCCUUGGGUUUGACUCUUCCUGACGACCAUUCGUUGACAACAGGUCUGCGAGACUUUCUCAAAGAUGAGACGACUGGACAUCAAUGCGUUUCCGAGAACUGUUCGGCGAAUGAAAACGUUUUGCGCAAAUCGUUUACAAAACACUCGAAGGCUUUGUUUCUUCAAUUGGGAAGAUAUACAGAAGACGGUUCCAAACGCACCGAAAGUGUUGCCGUUCCGCAAGUGAUCCACCUUUCGGCGCAACACGUGAGGACCCCGUCGUCUCCCAAAUUACAAGACAUGUCACGAGUUGUGCGAAAAAUCUCUUUCGAUGACGAAGAAGUGGACAACGAAGUGGUCUAUCAGUUGGUUGCUGUCAUUUGUCACCACGGGAUCAGUCUAUCUGUGGGCCAUUACACGAGUUUUGUGUUCAACAGUGAUAACAAUCAGUGGUAUUCGUGUGACGACAACCGGAUCUCAAAGACAGACUUUGAUUGGGUGGAGAAAAGCAAUGUAUUGCUUCUCGUCUUCAUUGGUGUGCAAUGUAUGGCCGGAGCGUCGGCUCAAGAGUCGGACCUGUUUUUGAUGACAUCUCCCGAAUCGGUGCGUCUCUCGGACUCAACACAACCGAUGGACAGCACAUCUGUGGCCGACUUUCUGUCCCUAACUCUGGGCUACUCUUUACCGAAGGCUUUCGAGUGGUCGGGAGUGACCGCUAUUACCGACGUCUUCUCGUUGGCCAAAGCGUGUGUAACGGUCCGCCUCUCUGGCCAUCACGACAUCCAAAUGCAAGCCAUUAAACGGAUCCCAAUUGUGGGCGCCGUUCAGCACGAGUGGGACGUNCUUUCGUUACAGGCUUUCGAGUGGUCGGGAGUGACCGCUAUUACCGACGUCUUCUCGUUGGCCAAAGCGUGUGUAACGGUCCGCCUCUCUGGCCAUCACGACAUCCAAAUGCAAGCCAUUAAACGGAUCCCAAUUGUGGGCGCCGUUCAGCACGAGUGGGACGUCCUUUCGCACCGAACGGAACAGCGCUUCGCAGCCAAUGAGCGGCUCAUCUUCAGAAUGGAGGACACCUUCGAUGGCAACUCUUUUCUGGACUCUUCAGCCGAACAGCGGCUCUCCAAUGGACUCAAACGCAAAGAAAUACAGGAAUUGGUGACAACUGGCGACAGAAAUGAUGACAAUAUAAAGGCGUUUGUCUUGGAAUUGGAAACCAUUUACGAAAUUCUGGAUUCGUUAAAGACAUCAAACAAAUUGUCUGCAAUUCGAGGCCUUUUCUCGUUCGACAUCUCGUCCUUCGACGCCAUCUUAAGUGACCAGAAAUACGAAGAAUCAACACAAGAUUUUAGACGUAUUUAUGGCGACAAAGUAGUGGUCGCAGUGUUUCAACAACGAAGACAAUCACCUCAUUUGGUCCGCAAUACCAGAGAUACCAAGAGAGAAAAGAUUGCAAAACGACCGCAGAUUCACUAUUCAUACGCGAAGAGCCUCUCCUCAGCCUCUCCUCAGCCAAACAAACCCUAUUAG
Molecule: messenger RNA, 2619 nt
Organism: Medioppia subpectinata
Lineage: Eukaryota; Metazoa; Arthropoda; Arachnida; Sarcoptiformes; Oppiidae
Source: the annotation of a GenBank genome assembly